AUGUCCAACACAGAUCCGAAAACUCCAGCACCGCGACAUCGACAGGAUGAGAAUACUCUCUUGACAGAACAUGCGUCCCCGUCGUCGCCGAAUCUCGCUGCGGCUGCAUUGAACAUCCAGCACGCUCUGCAGAAUACAGCAAUCCCACUGUCCUUCCCAGAAACUCAGACCCCAAAGUCUGCCUCGAUAUUUCAGACCACCACCAUAGCUCCUUCUCCGCCUCCGAACACGUCUGAACGAAAAGAUUCUCCUCUUACCCCACUCGAUACUACCUCCCGUCUCCUCCCUAUAGAUAUCCACAAUGCCAGUCCGAGUCCAUUGAGCGCAGGUCUACGGAUACAAACCGAUAUCAUCCCUGGCUGCACAGUCACGGCAGCAAGCACCAAUAAUACGGCGCGGAGCUCGAGUGAAUCGUCGCGAAUUCCAAUUCCGCAAUCGAGACAAACGAACAUUCCUCUGGCGAGAACCCCAAGUGUCAAAAACGUCUUCGCGAGCAGUGUAGGCAGUAACUCGGCAAUUGGAUCUGCCCCAAGCUCAGCGCUCUCUUCCCCUAUGCUGAGUGCUAUGGCAGAUGUCACACCUCUACCCUCCCCUCUGAUGUCUGGAGAUUCACCUGGACCUUGGAGAAAGCUGGCAUCACGACCAAAUUCACGAGAACUCAUGAUACCCAUCAGCGCAGAGUCGGCAUUGGUUACGGCCAAUGGCGAAUCCAUAUCUUCAGCAAUUGCAAAUCAAGUCAAAAGACGAGCAUAUCAUGGACUAGUCACCAACGCAAGCGAGUCUGCCUUAAUACAAGCAAGCAAGGAGAAGAAUGCGGAUGGCCAUCACAGGAAUAGAAGCCUGAGCGAGUAUAUACCAGAAAAUGUUCAGGUACCGAAGAACAGGCAUAUCACAGUGUCAGGCUCACACGCCCCCAUCGAGGGAACUCCUGAAUCAAAUACAGCUGUGGACAUGCAUAUGCGGAGGGAACCACAUCUUGCAGUAUCGAGAGGCUUAGCACCAGUUCCUAGACCACCAACACCACCAUCGAGCAGAACUGGCGGGGAAAGCAGUGAUAGUGACUCGUCCAUGGUAAAUCUUCCUCGAGCACACAAGAAUCCACGUUAUGAGUACUACGCAGCACAUACCCGAGAUGACUCUAAGUUGAGACGCUGGACGGCGUUGAAACUAUUGGGACAAGGCACUUUCAGCAAGGUCAUGCUAGCCACGAGUCAAGUUCCAGAAGAAGACAAUCGGAUAGACGAGAAUGACGUGUUUGGGACUCAAAUGGAGGGCAUUUCUACGACAGUUCCUGAAACGAAAAUGGACCGGAAGAAACUGGUAGCUGUGAAGAUUUGUGAGCAUGGACCAAAAGGAGGAGCAUCCGAGGAGCGAGUAGAAAUGUCUCUGAAGCGAGAAUUGGAGAUCAUGAAAUCGAUACACCAUCCUUCUUUGGUUCAUCUGAAAGCAUGGAACAUUGAAGAAACUCGAGCUAUUCUCGUUCUCAGCUAUUGUCCUGGAGGAGACUUAUUCGAAGUUGCAAGCGAGCAUCGUAAUAUAUUGGUUCCUGGACUUUUGAGGAGGAUGUUCUCUGAGUUGGUGGCUGCUGUCCAGUAUUUGCACGAUAGACAUAUCGUGCACCGGGAUAUCAAGCUUGAGAAUGUCCUAGUCAACUUUCCCCAGCAUGAGCUUGCUCGCCCACAAGACUGGUCAAAGUUUCCGUAUUCCAUCAUCACGCUCACAGACUUGGGACUUUCUAGGCGUGUUGCCGAUGAUGAGAAACUAACUACUCGUUGUGGGUCUGAUGACUAUGCUGCUCCAGAAGUCAUCAUGGGCCAGCCAUAUGACGGAAGAGCAACAGAUGCUUGGUCUCUCGGCGUUCUCCUGUACGCUUUGCUCGAGAGUAGGCUACCGUUCGAUCCCAAUCCAGGAAUGUCAGAAGGACACAAGCAACGAAGCCGUACCAGUCACCGAAUUGCCAGAGUGGAAUGGCGAUGGAUCGAGUACGCAGGUGAAGAAGGCGACCAUGAGGGUGACCCCGAGAAGUUCAGGGAGAGAGGCCUAGAAGGCGCAAUGUUGGUCACAGAAGGACUUCUUAAAAGAGCAAGAAGUCGAUGGACCAUGCAACAAGUGGCUGAUCAAGAGUGGGUCAAGGGUGGCAUAACUGUUGAUGGCGAGAUCAAGUUCCGAGAAGAGGACAAUCCCGAAGAAGUCUUACAUCCGGAUAGUGGCAUUGAGAUUCAGUCUGCCUUAUGA
Molecule: messenger RNA, 2235 nt
Organism: Mollisia scopiformis
Lineage: Eukaryota; Fungi; Ascomycota; Leotiomycetes; Helotiales; Mollisiaceae
Product: kinase-like protein
Exons: 2
Coding region: 1-2235 (744 amino acids)
Biological process (GO): intracellular signal transduction; protein phosphorylation
Cellular component (GO): cell cortex
Molecular function (GO): protein serine/threonine kinase activity; ATP binding
Source: RefSeq, a predicted model, not a curated record